Molecule: messenger RNA, 1309 nt
Organism: Monascus purpureus
Lineage: Eukaryota; Fungi; Ascomycota; Eurotiomycetes; Eurotiales; Aspergillaceae
Source: the annotation of a GenBank genome assembly
CUGACUUUAUAGAUCAUGCAAGGUGUCGCUCCCAUGAUGAUCGCCGGUUUCUCAGAUAGUAUGGGCCGGAGACCUGCGUAUAUUAUCUGCUUCACGAUUUAUCUUGCUGCAAAUUUAGGGCUGGGCCUGCAGAACAGCUACGCCGCGCUUCUGGUUCUUCGAUGUCUCCAGAGCGGAGGGAGCAGCGGUACUGUCGCACUGGCAAAUGGGCUUGUGGGGGAUACGGUUACCUCUGCUGAACGAGGAACAUAUAUUGCUUUCGCCUCGCUGGGAAGCAUGCUGGGACCGUCCCUGUCACCUAUCCUUGGGGGCCUGCUCAGCCAAUAUCUUAACUGGCACUGGCUAUUCUGGUUCCUAUUCAUCUUUGGAGGCGUAUUCUUUGUACUCUUGUUUUUGUUUCUGCCAGAGACUUGUCGGAAGGUGGUAGGGGAUGGCUCGGUGCCGCCUCCGCUACUGAACUGGUCUGUCUCUGACUACAUCCGGCACAGACGACGGAGGAAAUACGGUAUAAGGGUCGACGAAGAGAAAAUGGCAGAAUUGCGCAAGAACUACAAGUUCCAGAUCCCUAACCCUCUACCCACGUUGAUGGUUGCCCUGGACAAGGAAACGGCGUUACUUCUCCUCGCGACGGGAACAGGGUAUUCUUGCUUCUACGCUAUCAUGACGGGCGCCACGACUUCGUUUCAGGAAGACUACAAAUUCAGCAAUAUUCAAGUGGCACUAAUGUACAUCCCCCUGGGAGCGGGUGGGAUCCUAUCUGCCUUUACGACGGGGAAGAUUGUGGACUGGAACUUCCGUCGCCAUGCGCACCGAGCAGGGCUGACAGUCGUGAAGAACGUCCGACAGGACCUGAGCAACUUUCCGGUUGAGCGUGCACGGCUCGAAAUUGCGCUUCCUAUGUUCUACAUUGGCAAUGCCUGCAUCAUCGUUUAUGGGUGGGUGAUGCAUAAGAAAGUCAGCCUGGCGGGACCGAUCAUUCUCAUGUUCGUCUCGGGAUUCGUGUUGAAUGGCACAUCACAGGUAUUGAAUGCGCUCAUGGUCGACCUCUGGCCAGGACGGUCAGCAGCAGCAACGGCGGCGAACAACCUAUUCCGAUGUGAGCUGGGCGCAGCUGCAUCAGCAGCGAUCGAGCCGAUGCGCAAGGCGAUGGGAACUGGUUUGGCGUAUACGACGCUGGGGUUGAUUAUGUUUGUAUCUUCGUUGAGCCUAUGGUUGAUUAUGUGGUUUGGGCUGGGAUGGAGGCGGGAGAAGAAUGAAUCCAGAAGUAGCGGUGUCUCAGCAUAGUUAUAACAUGCUUAGGAAGGCUAUC